AUUACUUCAAAUGGAUAGAUUGGAUGUUACCCAGCCCCUCUUUCGGAUGUCUAUUCUAAACCACCAGUUUUCGUGUUUUCAGUUCGUCUUUUACUUCUAUUUUUCAUACCCAAUCCAACGUCACCUGAACCAUUUUUAUAUGCGGAACAUGGGCAUUUUGGAAGGCAGAUUUUGGAAUUAGGAGUUUCGUGUUCUGAUAAGAAUGAGAUACAGAUUGUGACAGAUGGAUUUGUGAUUCUCUUCCUCUAUUAUCUCGGAAUCUUCUUUUUCGUCUGUGUAAUCCUUUUACCUUUUUCUUGGUCCACACCAUCUUUAUAAAGUUCCAGUAUUUCUCCCUUUUUUAUCUUUUCAGUAAGAAAUUGUACUGUUUUUGCUGAAGUUAAUCCCGGUUUAUUCUAAUGAAGAAGCCAAGUGAAAUGAAGAAUUCGGUAUUAAGAAGAUCAAGACAGUGGCAAAUGAAAUCAACAUGUGGAGACUUGAAGAACAAACUCAAUCAUUUACAACAAGAGUGCUGAUUCUAUACCAUCUGCAAACCUUUUGCAUAGAACCCAGUUCAAUUUUAUCAAGAAACAGAAAGAAAGCUUCCAUAGAAGUGCUCAAAAAUGGAGUUAGGGAUUAGAGGAGUAAAGCCAGACGAGCCAACCAUUAACAACCAUAACACCACUGCGGCACCUUCAUCAUCAUCAGGUGGAAGCAACAUGAAUCCUACGAAUAACAACCACACCUUGGCUCAGUAUGGUGUUGAUGCGAGGUUAUUAUCAGAGUUUGAGCGUUCUGUCGGAUCUGGUAAGUCUUUUAACUACUCGGAUAUGCUCACAAAUGCACCAAAAGAUGUGGCGGAAAAAGAAAUGACUGCUUAUUUAGAAGCAAUUCAAAGGGGUGGCUUCGUUCAACCUUUUGGUUGUAUGGUCGCAAUCGAAGAAGCCACUUUUAGAAUUAUAAGUUUUAGUGAAAACUGCUUCAGUGUGUUGAAUUUGAAUCCGGAUGAGCCCAAAAGUCUGCUCGGAAUCGAUGCUAGAACCCUUUUCACCUCAAGUUCUUCGAUUUCGUUACAAAGAGCAGUGGCUUCUAGAGAAAUCACUUUGUUAAACCCGAUUUGGGUUCAUUCUAAAAAGACCCGUAAACCAUUUUAUGCUAUUCUCCAUAGGAUUGAUGUGGGUGUUGUGAUUGAUUUAGAACCGGCUAACUCUAGUGAUCCCACCUUAUUACUUGCUGGUGCAGUUCAAUCACAAAAACUUGUUGUUAGAGCAAGUUCUAGACUGCAAUCUCUCCCUGGAGGAGAUAUCGGGGCGCUAUGUGAUACUGUUGUAGAAGAAGUUCAAAAGCUUACGGGUUAUGAUAGGGUAAUGAUUUACAAGUUCCAUGACGAUGAACAUGGUGAAGUUGUUUCAGAAAUUAGAAGAUCCGAUUUAGAACCGUAUUUGGGAAUUCACUAUCCAGCUACAGACAUCCCACAAGCAGCUCGAUUCUUGUUCAAACAGAAUCGUGUAAGGAUAAUAGUUGAUUGUUGUGCGGAAUCUGUUCGAGUGAUUCAAAGUGACGAAUUAAAGCAACCUUUAUGUUUGGUUAAUUCUACCCUUCGAGCCCCGCAUGGGUGCCAUGCGGUUUACAUGGCUAACAUGGGUUCCAUCGGGUCUUUGGUGAUGGCAAUUCUUGUAAAUAACAAUGCAUCCAUGAAGCUAUGGGGGUUGGUGGCAUGCCACCACUCUUCUCCCCGUUAUGUCCCGUUCCCACUUCGAUAUGCGUGUGAGUUUCUAAUGCAAUCGGUUGGUUUACAGCUUUAUAUGGAACUUCAAUUAGCUGAACAGAAAGCCGAAAAAAGGGUUCUCAGUAUGCAAACGACUUUAUGUGACAUGGUACUAAGAGAUUCCCCUUUCUCGAUUAUAACUCAGUCUCCUAGCAUAAUGGAUUUAGUAAAAUGUGAUGGGGCGGCUUUGUAUUACAAUGGGAAAAUUUGGUUACUUGGUGUAACUCCAAAUGAAUCACAAGUUAUGGAUAUAGCUAAUUGGUUGUAUAGUGAACAUAAGGACUCAACGGGGUUCAGUACCGAGAGUUUGUUAAAUGCUGGUUAUCCUAGUGCGGUUUUGCUUGGUGAUACGGUUUGUGGUAUGGCUGCCGCACGAAUCACUUCUAAAGAUUUCGUGUUUUGGUUUAGAUCACAUAAAGAAAAAGAAACGACUUGGGGAGGCGCAAAGCAUCAUCCCGAGGAAAAAGAUGAUGGUAAUAGAAUGGAUCCAAGAUCUUCUUUUAAGGCGUUUCUUGAAGUGGCAAAGAGUCGAAGUUUGCCCUGGGAAGUUUCUGAGAUAAAUGUGAUUCAUUCUUUGCAGUUGAUAAUGAGAGCAUCGGUUCAAGAUAAUGCCGAUAAUGGUGGUGGUGGUCGUAAGGUGGUGAAAUAUGGUCAAGAAAGUGAGAGUAUAGGUCAAGGGAUGGAUGAAAUCAGUGCGGUUGCAUGUGAAAUGGUGAGAUUGAUUGAAACGGCGUCUGUCCCGAUCUUUGGGGUUGAUGGAUCUGGUUUGAUCAAUGGAUGGAAUGCAAAAAUUGCAGAGUUGACCGGUGUGGUGGCUAGUGAAGCUAUGGGGAAGUCUUUGAUUGAUGAAUUUAUUCUUGAAACGUCACGCGGAGUCGUUGAAGAUCUUCUCCGUAGAGCGUUGGAAGGUGAGGAAGAGAAAAAUGUUGAACUGGAACUAGGGAAGGCUGGUACAGAUCAGCAAAACAACACCACUAUAUACAUCAUGGCUAAUACAUGCACAAGCCGGGACUACAUGAACAAUGUAAUAGGAGUCUGCUUCGUGGGCCAAGAUGUAACAACCGAGAAAAUUGUCAUGGAUAAAUUUGUACGCAUGGAAGGAGAUUAUAAGGCGAUUAUACAAACUCUAAAUCCAUUAAUUCCUCCUUUAUUUGCUUCCAAUGAGAAGGCCUGUUGUUCUGAAUGGAACGCCGCCAUGGAAGAGCUUUCCGGUCGCCGGAGACAUGAAGUUAUCGGAAAAGUGCUUCCUGGGGAGGUUUUUGGGGGUCUAUGUCGCCUCAAAGAUGAAGACACGUUGAUGAAAUUUACGAUUUUGUUGUAUAGAACAAUCAACGGUCACGAUACCUCCGAUAUGCCAUUUGCAUUUUUUGGGAAAGAUGGGAAUCUUGUGGAGGUUUAUCUGACAGCAAAUAAAAAAGUUGCUGAAGGAGGAAAAGUGGUUGGGUGUUUUUUCUUCUUGCAGACUAGUCCGCAAGUGUCUUUUGGUGAAGAUGAAGGAGAAUUUGUAUUGAAACGUGAUAAUUUGGCGUACAUUAAGCAAGAAAUCAAGAACCCUUUAAACGGGCUGCAGUUCACUCAUAAACUUCUUGAAAACUCGGGUGUUUCCAGUUAUCAGAAGCAGUAUCUAGAGACGAGUGUUGCUUGUGAAAGACAAAUUGCAUCCAUCAUUGACGACAUGGAUAUAAGAAGUAUUGAAGAGGGCAGCAUGAAGCUGAACAUGGACCCAUUUGUGAUGGAGAAUCUUUUAGAUGCCAUUGUGAGCCAAGUUAUGAUUGUGUUGAAGGAAAAGAAUAUACCACUAGUUCAUGAAAUACCUGAUCAAGUGAAAAAGCUUGCUCUUCUUGGUGAUCAAAUUAGGCUGCAGAUGGUGUUAUCGGAUUUCUUGCUCAGCAUUGUGCAUCAUGCACCUUCACAGAAUGGGUGGGUGGAGAUCAAAGUGUCCCCUGGACUACUGAUGAUACAGGAUGGGCAUGAGUUCAUUCAUCUACAGUUCAGAAUGACUCAUCCUGGUCCAGGGUUGCCUGCAAAUAUCAUCGGAGACAUGUAUGAAGACCGAAAACAAUGGGGUACCCAAGAAGGACUUGCUUUGAAUCUUUCUAGGAAACUUCUUGGCAUCAUGAAAGGCCUUGUUCAUUAUGUUAGAGAUGAUAAUAAAUGUUGUUUCCUUGUUGAGAUCCAACUUAAAACUAGGAAAUGAAGAUCUCAAAUCAUGAAUUUUGUUGUGUUCAAAUGUAAAAAGAUCAUUACGUUCAAAUAUAGAGGCUAUUAAUAUUUAUUCCAGUUUUUAUGAUA
Lactuca sativa (garden lettuce) is the source of this 4039-nucleotide messenger RNA. Its product is annotated as phytochrome E. Gene Ontology annotation, molecular function: phosphorelay sensor kinase activity; protein binding. Lineage: Eukaryota; Viridiplantae; Streptophyta; Magnoliopsida; Asterales; Asteraceae. Gene Ontology annotation, biological process: detection of visible light; regulation of DNA-templated transcription; signal transduction. The record is from RefSeq and is a predicted model, not a curated record.